CGCUGAAGUGAUGCGCAAAAUACGAUCUGAAGCCCUUUCCGAUGGGUCAACAAGGUCGUUGGGAUUUAUCAACGCAAUGUUACACGUUGCAGAUAAACUGAAUUCGGAUCCCGAAUUUCAAGACAGCACGAAGGGGCUAAGUGGAUAUAUUCGGCACCAAAGUGCCUUUAUCCCACAUUACGUCGUAAUGUUUUCUCCAAUACAACUUAGAUUUGCUUCUUUGUGCGACGAAUUGUACCUUGACGCUACAGGAAGCGUCGUUCCUCCUACAGUGCUGGCAACCCUAAAACGGGUGCUUCUACAUGUUGCAGUUGCCAGAGACUCCCAAAUACAAGUCCAGACACCCGUUCCAGUAUUGGAAAUGUUGAGCACUGUAGGAACCGUGUCCUUCAUAACUACAGCCAUCAUGGACUUUGUUUCCAAAGUCCGCAAGUGUAAAUCUGGAUGGACCCCACGGCUCGUGGUAACGGACUUUUGUCUCGCUUACUUGCACUCCGCAUGUUUAGCGAUUUUGGGUGAAAGCCUGGACACCUAUAUCAAUAGGAAGUUUUCUCUGCUUACUAGCAAGCCGCUAGCAGAUAAAUCGACGAUUUUGUUUGUGUGCUCGGGGCAUUUUAUGCGCGCAAAUUCCAAAUAUCUACGCAAACAUGCUCCCCCACAGUGCGUCUUCCCGGCGCUGCAUGCGUUUGCACGACUAAUCGAAACUCGCACCCCUGAGGAACUCGACAAGAACGUCGAGAUCAUAGUUCAGUUGUUUGGCAACCUACAACUAGAAGAGCACUUGGUAUCCAGCUUCAAGGAUUCGUUGAUCGAUGGAAACUCAUUACCAGAGGACGUUGAGGAAUGUUUGGCGAUGCAGAUGGACGACAUCUUUGAGGGAAUCGAACCAACGGAAAAUCCAAAGCUGGAGAGAGAAAAGUCACAUUUUUAUUCAUAUUUCUGCAAGAAGUUAAGCAAGGUCCAAAAGGGUACGCCAGAAAAAGAACAAUGCAAUCCUAUGUAUAGUGAAGUGUGCCUGACAACCUUUCAACGUUGGAUGACCUACUUGCCGCUGUGGAGUAAAAUAACUUACUUUGAAAAUGGACCAGCUCCCGCAAAGACAAUCACCACAGGGGUGGUGGAAAAGAGUUUCGACAAUUUCAAGAAUUCCUUCCACACUUCAAAAACAUUUUAGCCUGAUUUAAUACUGAAGCACUCCCAAGUUUCAGUUGGACUUGUAACUGAGGCGGAAAUCACAGGAAGGAAGCCAAUCCGGAAAAAGAAGCAACAAAAACCACCAAAGAUUGGGUCCGAGGAAAGCUCUCAUCAAAAGAUUCCAUUGGCCAAGUCCCUCCGCAAGCCUAUGAAGUCUAAAGCUCAAUUAGGAAACAUUAGAAAACCACAGUUCGUGACAGCGACUUGGGGAAAAAAGUCGCAAAGAAAGCAAGACAUAACAAAAACGUAUCUUCCAAAGCUGAAAAUGAUGGCACAAGCUAAAGCUUGCGCCGAUGCUGGUUUGGGUGCCACUCCAAAAUCAAGUAAACCGCUUUCGAUCCCAAGAGUGUUAAGCUUAAGCCCGUCAACUAAUUCACCAGCUGGAAGGAGAAUAAACACACAAACUUUACAAGAAACGGAAAGAAUUGAACCCAUCGAAAGGACCGAGAUAUAGGAAGUUGAGGAAGACGAAGAAUUUGAAAAAGCACUAAAAGAGGCAAGAUGUGAAUUCAACAUCAAUGAACACAUUUGGUGGACUUCUACAGCCCCAAUUCAAAGUUUAUUUGCAACUCCACUUGGCGGAUUUGGCAGUGAACAUGAUCUGCUCUCCUUAGCGCCGGACUCAUUUGUAAAUGAUGCGGUGGUCAACGCAGUUGGAGCAUCCAUCUUACAAGAAUUUUUGCCACCAUCUAAGUCGGGUCAAAUGAAAUUUAUUUUUAGCAAUUUCAUGGAGCAAGACCGCAAGUCAGGAAUAUUCACCGCACGGCAAGACUUUCUUCCGGAACCUGCAACAUUCGAUAUCAAAGGAGGAACCUUACUACUAAUCAGCUUUGUGCAAAAGCACUGCUUCGUAACGCGUAUAGAUUUUCCAGCAAAGGAAAUUGUAUAUUACGACUCACUUCCCGGGCAUAUUAAACCACACCAGAGACAAGUUUAUUUGGAAACUGUAGCAACUGCCAUUAACCAUCAUUUUGGACUAUCUGUUAAUUGGACGAAGAGACCAAGCGUUUGCCCUGUACAAGAAGGAUGCGAAUGUGCACUAAUGUGCUUGUUGUUUCUCAAGGAAAUUGUCACACCACUAGCAACAUUUGAUGGUAUUGGUGCAAAAGAAUGCCUAGAAUACAGGAUUUCGUCAACUUCUAAAUUGUUGCACACCACCGAAGUUGGGAAGAAAUUCUUACAAGAUUGCCAAAGAGAGGGUCAUGGAGUUAUGGAUAGAUUGCUUCAUAGAAAAAGGGAAAGGAAUCGACAACUCAUAAUCGAGUCAAAGAUUGAGACAUUGGCACGGUUAAGAGUUAAUUACUUCACAUCCUCCGGCUCAAAUCCUGAUGGAGCAGACGAAAUCAUCGAUCUAAUACUGGAAAUACAUUCGGACAUACAAUCGGGGUCUAAGAAUUUUUUGGGUAACAACAACUGAAAACCAAAUACUGCCGCUUGAUUUACGAAAGCCCUGUUCGACAAACAUUUUCACCAUGAAUUUUAGAAUUCCAAAUUUAUCAUUUUAACCUGUCACUGAACUCAAUGUGAACACGGAUACAAGAUUUAUUGGUGGCGUAUUUACCCAGUGGGCGAUAAGAACCAUCUAAGAAGACACCUCGGCGAAGGUAUUUCUUUUAUUUUUCCCAAAUUACAAUUUUUUACGUCUGAACCUUCUCGUAACUACACCUUUGGGUUAUUUCUCGAUAGAAGAAUUGGUUCCCAUAUUUACAUAAUGAAUGCAGUAACAGGUUAAAAUGAUAAAUUUGGAAUUCCAAUAUUCUAUUUAUUGUUCAUCGUUUUAUAACCCAACAACGUUACCAUACUCCAUCAACCAAUUGAAUCAAAAAGUGGUUUUAUUCCGUCCUUUAGUUAACUUAGUGUUACAAUCUAUCCCUCAGGAUAGAUUCUUAAUUCUUGAAACGUUAGGUCCAAGCAUAAUGAAACCAUGUGUAUACAUAUGUACAUAUAAAUCCGUACAUUUAUACCGAUUUGUAUUUCAUGAUAAAUAACAUGUGUAACUUACUUUAGGUAACUAUGAUCAAAUUUAACAUACAUACAUUUUACAUACAAUUAGAGAAGAUAAACACUUACAUUCGUAUUGUAUAAUUCAAAUUAACAUGAAAAAGUCGAUGAUGAUGAGAAUUUUAUAUAGGUAUGUAGGUAUGUAAAUGUUUUUAAAAGAGAAAGUGAUGCAACUUCGAGUUUUAAACUAAAUCAAGAAUAAUUUAUUGUACUGCUCGGCAGCAAAUUCUCCACUACAAAUAUACCACAUUAGCUUCUUUCACAUAUAUUAUUACACAGCCUUAUAAUAUGGGUGUGUAUGUAUUUUUAAUUUAUGCAUUUCGACCUUUUCAUAAUAAUAUCAUUGUUUAUAUUAAGGAAACGACUCUUUUUAAGGCUAGGGAAUUUGAGUGUCCGACUCUUUUGUAGUCAGCUUUUCUGAUGUGUUAUGUAUGUGAUAUGAUUAUGUAUUUGCAAUAUUGAAAUUACAGAAGUUCACUGUCUCUUGAAUAAUUCAUAUA
Folsomia candida is the source of this 3695-nucleotide messenger RNA. RefSeq lists its product as uncharacterized. The transcript has 2 exons. The record is from RefSeq and is a predicted model, not a curated record. Lineage: Eukaryota; Metazoa; Arthropoda; Collembola; Entomobryomorpha; Isotomidae. The coding region runs from base 11 to 1174 and encodes 387 amino acids.